Teleopsis dalmanni is the source of this 1590-nucleotide messenger RNA. RefSeq names its product PR domain zinc finger protein 5-like. NCBI's taxonomy places the organism in Eukaryota, Metazoa, Arthropoda, Insecta, Diptera, Diopsidae. The transcript is spliced from 7 exons. Gene Ontology annotation, biological process: regulation of transcription by RNA polymerase II. Gene Ontology annotation, molecular function: RNA polymerase II transcription regulatory region sequence-specific DNA binding; DNA-binding transcription factor activity, RNA polymerase II-specific. Gene Ontology annotation, cellular component: nucleus. The coding region runs from base 157 to 1590 and encodes 477 amino acids. The record is from RefSeq and is a predicted model, not a curated record.
UGCCAAUCCGCUAUUUAUCAACUAGUUUUGAUAAGCACUGAAAAUAUUUAUUAAAUAAUUACGUUAAUAAGUUUAAUUUAAAAUGCCUCAGCACAUUUUUAUUAAUAGCUGAAGAGCUGUGUCAUAAUGCUUUGAAAUAAAUUUGGAAUUUUUAAAAUGGACGCCAUAAACAAAUAUGAUUCGGAUGGCGUCAUAGAAUAUUGCCCAGAGGAUUUUAUAGAAUGUGAAAUAGAGGAAGAAGUGCCUGUAAUUAAAACGGAACAUUCUAGGUUUGCUGAAACGUUUCAGUGUUCUAAAUGUCCAUAUCAAGAUAGCUCGUUGGAUCAAGUACGUACUCAUUACUAUGUUGUACACGAAGGUUGGCCUUUGGUUACAUUGGCACAAGAAGAAGAAGAAACUGAUACAAAUAUUGUGUUUGUAUGCAGUUUAUGUUUUCGUCAGUACAGUUUAGAAGAGGAUUUACGUGGACAUAUGAUAGAAUAUCAUAAAUGUGUUCCUAUUGAGGAAACUGAUGGCAAAACUGUCGAUGUGGCUGAGAUAGUUGAUAAGCAGAUAUCAGAGUUCAAAGAGUUGUUGGACACACAUAAGACAAUACCACAAAUUGAACAGGAAGUGCGUCCAAUGGCAUUCAAAGAUUUUCGCUUAUUUUUACGUGUGAAUUUGAAAAUACGUUGUACAUUUACGACACCUUGUAUGUUUAAAUUUGAAAAUUUGGCACGUUUAGAGACACAUCUCAAGUGUCAUGCAGAUAACUUAAGCCAAAAAUUCAAAUGUUUGGAGUGCGGUCUAGAAAUACUCAAUUGGCGUCGUUGUUCCGCACAUUUAUGGAAAGUACAUCAAAUCGAUGUUGACUUGUUACAAUGUCCGUCAUGCGAGUUUAGAGCACCUGCCUCCGUGCUUGUUUGGCGUCAUAUGCGUGUACACAGAAAGUGGCGUUCACGUGUGAUUCGUUCAUUGCGUGCAGUAAAAGAGAAGCGUUUGCAGAAUGUUGAGAAAUUGCCGGAAGUGAAACCAAUUACACCGCCAAAUAAAAACAAAUAUUAUUCUGAAAAAAUAUGUGAAAUUUGCAACAGAAAGUUUGUGAAUGGAAAGACGCUAUCAAAACACGUCAAAACAGUGCAUAAUAAAAUAAAACCCUUUAUUUGCAAUGUAUGCGGUAAGAAGACUGCAAGGAAAGCUAGUUUAAUUAUUCAUAUGCGACAACACACAGGUGAAAAGCCACUGCAAUGUAAAACUUGCAAAUUUUCGUCACGCGAUCCAAGCGUUUUGCAUAAACAUCAACUACGCCAUGAAAAGGUGGGCAAAUUUAAAUGCAAUUUAUGUGAUUACUCCUGCAUACAAACCAAUUCUUAUAAACGGCAUAUACGUACUAAUCAUCCUGAGGUUUAUAAGAGAAUUGCUUGCGAUAUUUGCAAUUUUGUGACAAUAACUGAACAAAAAUUGCUUGCCCAUAAGGAAGAUCAUAAAAAAGGCUUAAUUGUAAAUUACGAAGAUUCAAUGGACGCAACACGUAACAAUUGCUUUAAAAAUCCCGGAAAAUUGCAUGACAAAACUAAUGAAAUCAUAUUAAGAGAACAAACAGCUAUAUAA